AUGGCAAUUGAAUGCCUCAAUUAUAGAGUUGCCCAAGGACAACCAAUUCUAAAAGCUGAAAGAAAUCCUAGAUGUCACUCGAAAGCUGAAUACUGCGUGAAAAUAAGUGGAAACAGCCUCACAGGAAACGAACCCUUCAUAUCAGGACGGUGUGAGCAUGCCGGAGAAUGUAAGGAAAAUGGUAACGACUGUUUUGCUCGAACUGACGCUCAAGGAAAAGAAGAACAGGUCUGCUGCAGCGAUGGAAACUUUUCGAAUCUCGGAUCUUAUACAUCGGUCAUGAUUGUGAUGUAUGAAAGAAACGCUUCUUUAAACAACAUUUCAUUGAAACAAAACAACGAUUUACUUUUGGGCCUUCUUCAGCUUGGCGAGCUCGACUCGGACAAUUCUGUUUCUCAUUUGCUUGGCCUUCAUGAGCUUGUAUCUCUCGUAGUCGGUGAGUUUAGCUCUCUGGAAAGAAACAGUUGGAACUUGAAACGUUCGAAAGAAAGAAAAACUUACGAUGGCUCUUUGAGCGAUCUUCUUGGCCCAUUGGGUCUUCUGGAAGUUCUCGGUAACCUUGGCGGCAUCGAAGGCAGCGGCGACUCCCUUGGAUCGUUGUCCGACGCGGACCUUGAUCACGAACUUGGUGAGGUGGAGGUCCUUCAAGUUUCUGACGGUGCGGCCGACUCCUGA
Caenorhabditis remanei is the source of this 675-nucleotide messenger RNA. RefSeq lists its product as uncharacterized. The transcript is spliced from 3 exons. Lineage: Eukaryota; Metazoa; Nematoda; Chromadorea; Rhabditida; Rhabditidae. The record is from RefSeq and is a predicted model, not a curated record. Bases 1 to 675 code for a protein of 224 amino acids.